Messenger RNA from Xenia sp. Carnegie-2017, 3517 nucleotides. Its product is annotated as guanine nucleotide exchange factor DBS-like. Gene Ontology annotation, molecular function: protein binding; guanyl-nucleotide exchange factor activity. The coding region runs from base 140 to 3313 and encodes 1057 amino acids. The transcript has 20 exons. The record is from RefSeq and is a predicted model, not a curated record. Lineage: Eukaryota; Metazoa; Cnidaria; Anthozoa; Malacalcyonacea; Xeniidae. Gene Ontology annotation, biological process: intracellular signal transduction. Gene Ontology annotation, cellular component: cytoplasm.
GUCAUAAUGAAGCGAUUUCGAUAGUCUGACUUUGCUUUUGUACCUACGUUCUAACUUCUAUGACUUGGAAUCAAAUAUCAUCGAUUCUUAUCACAGUCCCUUCAUCUGGAUUGCCUUGAUAGACACGUAGACUUUUGUUAUGGAUGGAAACGACGAUUUAAAUAGCUUGAGAGAUAAAGAUGAUAAUAAUAGUAGGAUAUGGAGUGAAUUAAUAAUCGAAGGAGAUGCUGAUUUUUCUAAAGAUGUUGCGCAGCUGUUAAAAGAUAAGUCAGUUUAUAUUUCAGGGGGAUUUGACAAGAAUGGUUCUCCUUUGAUCAUUUUCCCGCAAUCAGAGAAUAAGAUCGAUGAGGCGAAUAUCGAAGGGAUUUUUCAUUAUCUAGUUCAAAGAUUUGGUCCUGAUGAGAGAGAAAAGGGUUUUGCUGCUUUAAUUGAUCGUCGCUCAGAGAAGUGGAUGUCUGUGCAAUUUGUCCUUGAUCAACUUAUGCGGUUUUUCCCUGCCACAGUUGUCAUUAAAAAUGCGUAUGUCAUCAAGCCGCAAGGAUUUUUUCAAAAGUUUUCUAGAAGUAGAUUUCGAUCAGAUGAAUCAUAUGACUUCCAGGUCACCAUUCUGAAUGACAUCAAUGCUUUGUAUGAAUAUGUGGACAAGAGUCAGCUCACACCAUGUCUCGGUGGCUCACUUAAGUACAAUCAUCAAGAGUGGGUUGAAAACAGAAUUGCCAUUGAUAGGUUCCGUGACAGUUGUGACGAUAUCGCCUCUCGUUUGGUAACUUUAAAGCAGAUAUUCGAUAAGACAAAUUUGUCUUCUAACUACCAAGAAAUGGAAUUCAUGUUGAAUACUCAUGGCCAAAUGUGGUUUGAUGUUUGUGACCACAUUAACAGGACACUUAAGACUGGUGAAACGCUGCUAAAACUCAUGAAGGGCGACGAAGAUUCACUUGAGCGGAAAGUGUCUUCUUCCUUGGCAAACUCUCAAAACAGUAUUGCCGAUUUGCAGCUGCUAGUUGAUAAAAUGUCUCGAGUAAAGAAUAAGUUCGAGGAAGUGUGGCAGUUCCAUGAAAGUUGGGUCGCUCAAACUUUGCAGUACAACCUUUUUGAGAAAGAGUUUUGUGAGAUAAGAAAUAUGCUUAUGGAUGCACAGAAAAAACUUUUGAGAAUGAAAGAGCUUGGUGAUUCUGUCACCACGGCAAAGGAACUGAAGAUUGACACAGAAUCUCUCAAGGAUGAAGCAAAGAUUGUGGAAGAAAAACUAACGGACUUGUGCAAGAGUGGUGAUGAAAUGAUUAAUAAAACCAACUACCAUUCGAAAAUUAUAAAGCUGAUGUGUGACGAACUUCAGGAUUCAAACAAAGAUUUUCAGAAGAAAAUCGAAGAGCGAAUAUAUAAUUUGGAUAAAUCAGCUGAAGUUCACGAAUUCUUAACUCAGGUUCGUAUAUGGUGCGAUGCCGGACACAACAUUCUAGCUUCACAGCAUGAUCUGGCUUCAAAGAUCGUCGAAGAUUUUUUUAGCAAGUCACAAGAUUUUGAUAUGAGUAGAAUACAAAAGACAGUAAAAGAACUGGGUAACAAAACAUUGAUGGAACAAGCUCAAAUGGCUUUAAAGCGUAUCAGUGAAGUAACUGAAAUGAUAAGGAACAGACUUAACAAAGAGUCAAGUUCAAAGAAAAUGGCAGCAAAAAUACCUGUACAAAGUAGUGCACCUGUACUUUCUUUAAACAACCCAACACAUCAAACUGCAAGAUCACCUCCAACAUCAAAGAUAAACGAAGGCGUCAGUCCUUUGUCAAAUUUAAAGAAAGAAAAUACUAAAGGACAAAAAUCCAGAAGUUCCAAAACACAACGAUGUCCUAUAUCAAUCGUAGUAGCAUCUGACUUAUCAACUAUCAAUAACUUUCAAGUUGGACCUGAAGAACGUCCGCGUUCCGUCUUCAUGGAUAGUCCUCGUGAUGUUGACGUGGAGGAUGAUGCAGUUUUAUUGACAAAACGAGCCCAAGUAAUGAAUGAACUUGUUGAAACAGAGAAAGUUUAUGUAAGGGAUCUUCAGGACGUGGUGGAAGGCUACAUGAAACAAUAUAAAGACAGUAGUCCCAACAUACCACAAGAGCUUAAGAGUAAAAAAGGAAUUAUAUUUGGAAACAUUCACGAGAUUUAUGUAUUUCACCGUAACGUUUUUUUACUCGAUCUUGAGAAGUGUGCCAAUCAGCCUUUGCUUGUCGGCGAAGUGUUUUUGGCGAAAGAAAAGGAGUUUCAAAUGUACGCAACGUAUUGUAAGAACAAACCAAGCUCAGAUGCACUCAAAAAUGAGUGCGCUAAGGUGGAUUUCUUUGUGGAAUGUCAGAAAAGUCUAGGUCAUCUGCUACCUUUGCAUGCUUACCUUUUGAAACCUAUCCAGAGAAUCACAAAAUACCAGUUGCUCUUAAAACAGAUGAUAAAGUACUCACAAACGAGGCAGGCGAGCUUAAAAAGUUUAAAAAACGCUUUGAAAGCGAUGAUGAAAGUUUUACAAAAUUUAAAUGACGUUAUGCAUGCUAUGUACAUUCGUGGCUUCCUUGGAAGUUUAGGCCGUCAAGGCAAGCUUCUGAUACAGGAUAGUUUUUAUGUAUGGCAGUCUAGAAAGAAAUUCAUCGCUCAAGCUAAAGGCAAACCUCGACAGGUUUUCCUUUACGAGAAGGUCAUCAUCAUUACGAAGCGUGACGACGAAGCUCCAAAGGACAAUGUAUCGUAUCAAUUCGAAAGCAGCUUGGAGUUAAUCGCCGUUGGUUUAACUGAAACAGUUAAAAAAGAUCCUCUAAAGUUUGGGCUCUCACACAACAAAUCACUAUUUUACACUUUACAGGCACCAUCAGAAGACAUAAAAAAACACUGGGUGCAAGAAAUUCGACUCUUACUUCAAUCACAGUUCUCUCAAGUCAAAAAAUCUAAAUCGCUAUCGAUGCCGCUGGAGUUAAAUCAUAAAGUGGACCAUUCGUUAAGUAGGGUUUCCAAUAACAAUGACGAAGCGUGCAAUGAUGUUUUGACGAAAAGCAUCGAGGGGAAUGAUGAAUACAAUAACCGUGAUGAAAACGAUUGGUCUGACGAUGAGGAUGAAAACGCUAUGAAUAGCAAAGAGCGGUAUUUUGGAGCACCUGUUAUUUAUCGUGGUAUUAUGGACUACACAUCCACUGAAACAACAGAGCUCAGCUUUUUGCAUGGUGAGAUUUUACAUGUCCUAAGAGUUGGCGACGGUGGAUGGUGGUACGCAAGAUCGCAAAAGACGUCUGACGAAGGCUGGGUUCCAGGAAGUCAUUUGGAAAAAUGGGAUGAAUAUAUGCAAUGAUUUUAAAAGUUUAAUUUGAAGUUGAACAUGAUAUAUAUGCUCAAUAUUAGCCAAGUAUACCAAUAAUGAAUUUUCUUUUACAGCAGGUCUUAACUAAUUUUUCACUUCACACUAAUUUCGAACAAUUUUCAGUUUUAAUUUUCCUACUUAAUAAUAUCAUACGUAUGAAUGGAAAAAAUAAACUGCUAUUUUUAUAGAAAAAAA